Ooceraea biroi (clonal raider ant) is the source of this 2537-nucleotide messenger RNA. RefSeq names its product THAP domain-containing protein 5. Gene Ontology annotation, molecular function: sequence-specific DNA binding. The record is from RefSeq and is a predicted model, not a curated record. NCBI's taxonomy places the organism in Eukaryota, Metazoa, Arthropoda, Insecta, Hymenoptera, Formicidae.
UUGUAACAAUAAGUAUAAUUUGUUGGCAAGAACCGCUAAUACAAGAUUAGAAUCCAUGUUUAAGAGAUUCCAGGUUUUUUGUGCUAGACACGCGUCGUCAACCAGUCAACCACUCCGUAUACUUUAGGUUAUUUCACGCAUACUCGUACAUACAUUACACACAUAUAUUACGCUUCAACACAUUUUUACAUCAAAGUAUCUAUUUCACAUGACGCGUAUUUAGCAAUACGCUUAAAUAAUACCAACCAAUCGAUUUAUUUCUGUUGUAUUGUACAACAGAAGUCCUGAUCUGUUAUUGGUCAGGCUUGUUACGCUUUAUGCGCAUUUAAUGCAAAGUAAGUGCCAUGUAAAAUGGAAUUUUCAGAAUAGCGUACAUUCUAGUAAUUUACUAGAAUACGCAGUGUGCCUAUUCUAGCUACUCACUAGGUUACGUAGGUUACGCUUACGCAAGUUACGCUCCAUGUAACGGCACCCUAACUUGCGUAAGCGUAACCUGCGUAUUCUAGUAACUUACUAAAAGUUAGCAUAAAGUUACGCUAUUCUGAAAUUCGCCAUACCCGUGGGGCGUACUUUUCCGAAUUGUGUGAAAUGCGUAACGUAACAAUCAAUCACUAUUUAGAGUUUCUGUUGUAUACAGCUACAUGAAUUUGUGAUUGGUUUUCGUACUCUACGCGUCUCGAAAAGUACGCGUCAUGGGGAUUCGGUACUGUGUCUAUGAGUGUGCGUGAAGCGGAAUGUAUGUGAUGUCUUGUGCUUUCCUCAGAAUACGUAAAAAGUGAUAUCGUAGACUAUUCUAAAAGAAACAUCCUGGAUGGCACGGUGUUCCGCGAUUAUAAUAUCUGCAAGAAUAUUCUACGUCCGGUUGUCGGUCUCCGGUUUGGAUUACGACGACGAGAACGCAUAAAGGAUAUCGAGAGCCUGGACAAACAUCCCAGGAAACCCAACGAUAUCCCAUCAUACUUUACCUCUAAAUUUACAGACCAUUAUUCGCUAGAAAGUUAAGUUCUAUCCUGUCACACGCAAUCGGCGCAGUCACGAUGGUGAGAGCUUGCUGUAUUACAAACUGCAAGAAUAUUUGGCGGCCAGACAGCGAUAUCACGUAUCAUGCAUUUCCUUUACAAGAUAGAAAGAGACUCGCACAAUGGAUGUCUGUCAAACAUUUACAAAAUAUGAAAAUAACAUCUACAAAAUAUAUUUGUAGUGCACAUUUUACUACAGAAUCUUAUGAAGAGCACUGUGCAAGAAAAAGAUUAAAAAAGGAUGCAGUGCCUUCUAUUUUUAAAGAUAUUUUUGACACAAUAGAUGAUGUUUCAAUAAGAGGAAGAGAUGCACUAAAUGAAUUUGAUAAUGUACCUGAAAUAUCAAUGGAUGAUUUGAAUAAGGUAGUUAAACCAACAUCAACAUUGUUGUGCAAAGAACAAUGUACCAGAAAAUUAGAGGCAUACGAUGAUAGUGAACUUAUGAAAAUACAUAAGAAAAGGAAAGGUUCUGCAAUAUCUGUACUUGUGGAUACUAACCAGAUGGAAACAGGACGAGAUAUUGAUGUUACACAGUUAAAAUUACUUAACGAAACAGCUACUGAAAAUAUGGAAGAAAAACUUAAUUCUGCAUCUUCUGUAGCACAAUCAUCUUCCAAAGUUUCCGAAGGUACUGCAGUAUCUCCUCGCAGGAUUUAUUAUUCACCGGAAAAGGUUAAAUUAAGAGAAGAAUUACGUAGAUUGAAGAAACACUAUCAAUCACAGGUUCUAAAACAGAAAGUUCUAAAACAAAAAACAAGAUAUAUGCAAAAGAAGAUAGCUAAUAUAAAAGCAGUGUUUGCACAUUUAAAGAAAAAAAAGUUUCUACAAGAAGAACACUUUGAUAUUUUAAAAGAUAUUGCAGCAGGAAAUGACAAUUUACUUAAACGAAUAAUUGAUAAAUCAAAAGGAAAAUUACUCACUCGUAAGGUUUCACCUGUAUUACGAACGUUUGCCUUAACGCUGCAUUAUUACUCACCCUGAGCAUAUUCGUAUGUCAGAGAAAUUUUCAACUCAUGCCUUCCGUAUCCAAAAACUAUGUAUAAAUGGUACUUGUCUGUAGAUGGUGAACCCGGUUUUAGUAAGGAAGCCUUAGCAUAUAUUAAAGAACGUGUAAAAAAUUCGAAUUAUAAGUUACUUGGUGCUCUAAUGUUAGACGAAAUGGCAAUAACAAAACAAUAUGAAUAUGAUGGAAAAACGUUUGUAGGCAAUUGUGAUGCUGGCAAUAACAUUCCGAGUGAUGAAUGUGCUAUGGCAAAAGAAGCGCUUGUAGUUUGGUUGUCGGCAUUAAUGAGUUAUGGAAAAUACCAGUUGCAUAUUUUUUGAUUGAUGAAAACAUGAACGGCGAGCAAAAAGCAAAUUUAAUUAUUCAGUGCUUGUCACUCUUACAUGAUUGUGGAAUACAUAUAAAAACUGUAACAUGUGACGGUGCACCAUGUAACUUAACGUAUUUUUUUAUCUUUGUAAGGUUUUUUAGAGGGAUUUAUAUGUAUUAAAAUAUUUAGUUGUAUAAAAAUAUAA